Molecule: messenger RNA, 1182 nt
Organism: Linnemannia hyalina
Lineage: Eukaryota; Fungi; Mortierellomycota; Mortierellomycetes; Mortierellales; Mortierellaceae
Source: the annotation of a GenBank genome assembly
AUGGGUAAUCUCUCUGAUAUGAAGGUCUCCGCCAUUCUCUCCGCCUUGAUGGCCACCGCCCUCAUCACCGUCGUCCACGCCGCACCAUCCAAACCCCCCUCCGGAAUCGACGAUGACGGUGACGCUCUUCAACGCCUGGUCAUCAACUACAACCACACAACUGCCGCAGCCAUCGUCGCCGAGUACAACAACGCCCUCCACAACAGCAACCUCCGCUCCAACUCCAUCAAGGCCGCAGCCCCCGUCGUAUCCAAGGACAUCCUCCCCUAUUGCGUCGCUCUUUCCCCCAUCAAACCCGUCCGUAUCAAAAUCUACAAGAACCAACAAACCUGCGACGUCAACGGAUUUCGAACCCUCUGGGUGUUCACCGCCCAUAACAAGAAGGACAAACACCACGCCGCGACUCCUGCCUGUAUCGGGUCUGCAUCCAGCCAGGACAGCCACCAGUUGUUCCCUGAGCGGUCCGAGUGUACGGGGAGUAUCUGGAAGCAGGAGUUUGUAUUCUACAUGUCUGGGAAGUACGGGGCCGAGAACCCUGCCGUCGGAGGGGUUCGCGAGACGACAGAAAGAUGGAUUGCCGAUAACGAGAAGAGGAUGCUCAUGUACCCGUACUAUGACGGAAAAAUCCAUUGGUGGACGGACGGAUACCAAGUCGGAUACCGAUCCCGUUGGAGACUUGCCUCCGAUCGCGAGAUGACGAUCCUCAGAGCCGAACUGCCCAAACACGCCGCAGUCAACAAUGGUGUCUCGGUCGUGCCCCCACCCAACGCUGCUACUCAAUGGUGUGCCCAGGACCUAGUCGCGGCCUACAACUGGGGAGCGAUCGUUUCCACCCCCAACACUGUCCCCGGAACGGUCCACCCCUAUUUCCAAUCCGAUGCUACCAGAGACGAGUGCGCGCACUUAGUCCCAAAAUCCUUCAUCCGAAUGGCCCGUGUCAACGUCGACGGGUUCAUCCCGGUCGAGAUUAUGAUCGACAAUAAGGUCCAUGCUGCUGUCUCGAUUAAGGCCGAUACUCCGAUCAUUGCGGCCUAUGUUCGUAUCGCACUUCAAGAGAGUUUGAGAACGGGCGCCCCCUUGCCGGUGGUGGUGGAUCCAGCCCAAAGUGAUUUGAUUAUCACGGUUGUUGCGGGGACUAUUGCUGUCAUUGGCGGGUCUGCUGCCUACCAGCACCCCAUCUAG